CCGCUCCGCUCCCGGGAAGCGCCGCCUCCGCCGCCGCCGGGCGCGGGGGGACAGCGGCGGUGCCGAGUGGCCGCGCCCUCCGCCAUGAACCUGCACCAGGUGCUGACGGGCGCCGUGAACCCCGGGGACAGCUGCUUCUCCGUCGGCAACCUGUACGACCAGCCCUUCACGGCAUACGCAUCAGGAUGUGAUAUUGUGAUACUGGGGACUGACUUUGAAAGAUUACAGAUAAUCCCUGGAGCUAAACAUGGAAACAUACAAGUGGGAUGUGUGGACUGUUCAAUGCAACUGGGCAAGAUUGCAGCUUCUUAUGGAAAGGUGAUUUGUAUCUUUGAGCCAGUUAGUGUCUUGAAGCAGAACAGCAGUCUUCAUAAUGUGUUACAUUACCAGUGGCAGAAGAAUGCUCAAAUCUCACUGGAAGCCGUAGUGCAUAAUCUGACAUGGGAUCCCACAGGUACUCGCCUUCUGACUGGUUCCAAUUGUCUUCAGCUUUGGUCCAAUAUUCAGUUGGAAAACACUGAUGACAAUGACAAUACUGAAAGAGCAGGUGUUGGACUUGGAGAGUGGAGAUGUAUCUGGCAAUGCAAAACUGCUUCUCAAGUUUGUUUAAUGAAGUUCUCACCAGAUGGAGAGUUUUUUGCUACUGCUGGAAAGGAUGACUGUCUUGUGAAAGUAUGGUACAAUGCAGAGAGCUGGCGGUCAGCCGUAUCACCACCUGGUGCCAGUCCAGAAAACCAAGCAAAAGAGCUUGAUUUUUCAUUUGUUUAUUUGGCUCAUCCUCGAUCAGUAAAUUCAUUUUCAUGGAGAAAGACCAGUAAAUUUAUGCCACGUGGUGCUGUCUGCAAUGUACUCCUGACUUGCUGUAAGGAUAAUGUUUGUCGUCUCUGGGCAGAGACUUUGUUACCCAAUGACAGUCUGUUGUAUGGGGGAGGAUACAGCAAUUGGAGUGAAGCAGCGAACUUCACAAACAACUUCAAGAGAAAUACUUCAAGUAAAGAAAAAGCGCAUAGUGCAUUGGAGUUAAACCUGAGGCACUUCCGACGUGGAAGGAGGAGGUCAGGUGCUGUUGUAGCACAUACUGGAUAUGCUCUGCAUCAGCAAGAUCCUCAUGAAACUCAUAGGAACAUUCCUCCUCAUGCAAAUGCCCUUUGCCACUACCAUAUUGCUGCCAGUAUCAAUCCAGCCACGGAUAUUCCUCUACUGCCUUCUAUCACAUCUCUAAGUCUUGGGGAAAAUGAAGAAAAAAGUGGACCUUUUAUUGUACACUGGCUAAACAACAAAGAACUUCAUUUUACCUUAUCUAUGGAAGUGUUUUUGCAACAACUUAAAAGGAGUUUUGAACAUCAUUCCCCUGAGACUAAUACUGAGGAUUCUAAUCAAAUGGAUGGCAGAUCAGAAGAAGAAGCUGAUGAAAAUGGAGAUGAACAAAAAGGAAACCAAGAGAAGAAGGAACUGGGUGAUGAGAAAGCUGCUCCAUAUUCAAGCCUUGUUCCUUUAUCUUCUGCUGUUUUUGAUCAUGAAAUCGAAGUUCUGCUUUCUGAAUGGAGUAAAAAUGCUGACAUGCUCUUCAGUAUACAUCCUAUGGAUGGCUCCCUGCUGGUGUGGCAUGUGGACUGGCUGGAUGAAUAUCAGCCUGGCAUGUUUCGUCAGGUGCAGGUGUCAUUUGUCUCAAGAAUUCCUGUUGCGUUUCCAGCGGGCGAUGCAAACUCUCUUUGCAGAAGUAUAGUGAUGUAUGCUUGUACCAAAAAUGUUGACUUAGCUAUUCAACAAGGCAAACAAAAGCCUACCGGCCUUACACGAUCUUCAUCUAUGCUUAUCUCUUCUGGACACAGUAAAUCAACCAACAGCUUAAAACUAAGUAUCUUCACACCUAAUGUUAUGAUGAUUUCCAAACAUGCAGAUGGGUCACUGAACCAGUGGCUAGUGAGUUUUGCUGAAGAAUCUGCCUUUUCAACUGUACUCAGUAUUUCACACAAAUCCCGAUAUUGUGGUCACCGUUUUCAUCUUAACGACUUGGCUUGCCACUCAGUGUUACCACUGCUGCUUACAACCUCACAUGAUAAUGCUCUAAUUUCACCAGAUGUUGAGAAAGCAAUACAGGCAAAUGAGUGUUUUAAGUCUCAGGAGUCACCAGUAAGACAUCAGAAUAGAGGCAAUGCAAAUGUGACAUCCCAGGAUCCCAACACUGUGUACAGUGAGCUUAUUCUAUGGAGAGUAGAUCCUGUUGGGCCUUUGUCCUUUUCUGGUGGAGUUUCUGAACUUGCUCGGAUCAAUUCUCUUCAUGUUUCAGCUUUUUCUAAUGUUGCAUGGCUGCCCACACUUAUACCCAGCUAUUGCCUUGGUGCAUACUGUAAUUCUCCAAGUGCCUGCUUUGUGGCUAGUGAUGGACAGCAUUUAAGAUUAUAUCAAGCUGUAAUAGAUGCUAAGAAACUUCUCUGUGAGCUCUCAAACCCAGAAAUUUCUAAAUAUGUUGGUGAAGUUUUUAACAUCGUAAGUCAGCAAUCUACGGCUCGCCCGGGAUGUAUCAUUGAACUGGAUGCCAUUACAGAGCUUCAUGGCCGGAAAACACAGUUAUUGCAUGUUUUUCAAGAAGAAUUUAUUUUAAAUAACCAGGAGAAGGAAAUGCCUUCAAAGAAGAACAGUUUAUCAGACUCUGGAAAGCAGCAGAAUGGAUUCUCUGAAAAAUUCUACUUAAUAGUGAUAGAGUAUACACAAAACCAUUCAUUACUACAUAUGUGGCAUUUAGAUCUGAAGGCAAUUCCUGUCUCAAUAGAUGAAAAGAUAGAUUCAAAUCCAUCUGAAGAAGCAACACAAACAGAAGAAUUGUAUUCUUCACCAGAUCCAGAGAAAAUCCAAUCACCUUUCACUCAAAAGUAUCAGGCCUGUAGAGCAAACCUUCAGAGCACCAGCUGGCUUACUUUGUCUUCAAAAAUGGUGUAUAGUCAAGAAUUGAGUAUGCCAGAAGGAGUAGAAAUAAUAAAUGUAAAGCCAUCAGCAGGACAUCUCAGUUCUUCUUCCAUAUAUCCUGUUUGUCGUGCACCUUACCUGUUGGCUACUUCCUGCUCUGAUGGAAAAGUUCGAUUCUGGAGAUGCAGGGUUAUCACUGAAUCAUCAGCUUCUUCCAUGCCACAAUAUGGCACCGACGGUGAUUUCAAAUAUGUGUGGGAAGAAUGGCCAUUACUGAUUGAGGAUGGUCUUCCUAGUAGUAGUGCUAUUAAUGUUCCAGGGAGGCCAGCUGAUGUCAGCUGUGCACAUACAAACAGAUUAGCAGUAGCAUACAAGCAGGCAGCAUCUAGAAAUAGCCAUCUUUCUCAAGAUUUUGUGAUGCACAUUAGUAUUUUUGAAUGUGAAUCUACAGGGGGCUCUUCUUGGAUUUUAGAGCAGACACUUAAUUUAGAUGAGAGAGGCACCAUGUUGGACUCUGGUGUUAGUGUUGAUAGCGAUUUAGUGGCAGAUAGCCAGCAAGAUACUUCUCUGUCUCAUGGUGGGAGUAUUAUAUCCAGCACUAAGCACUUGGUACACUUGGAUUGGAUGUCUAGGGAAGAUGGUUCUCAUAUUCUGACAGUGGGAAUUGGAUCAAAACUUUAUAUGUUUGGUCAGAUGUCUGGGAAGAGGCAAGAACAAAAUGGUAACGAGAUUGUAGCAAUCUCCCACAGUGGCAGUCCUAAGGCUGAAACCCUUUCUGGGUUUGUUUUGCUUCGUUGUGUAGACUUGGUUUCAUCUGUGGAGGGGUCACCUCCUUUUCCUGUGUCCUUGUCUUGGGUGCGUGAUGGCAUUCUGGUAGUUGGAAUGGAUUGUGAAAUGCAUGUUUAUUCCCAGUGGCAAUCUCCUAAGCAGGAACUUGUUAGUACAGACUCCUACAGUGGAAGUAUGCCUUGCCUAACUAGCUUAAUGAAACAAAGUCAGUCAGCUGCCUCAAGUCUGCAUUCACCAAAAAGAACUUUGACCAGAUCUAUGACCAGCCUUGCGCAGAAACUUAGUGGGAAAAGAUCUGCCUCUGAUCUGUCUAUGGAAAUGGAAGAUUCUGGUCUGUUUGAAGCAGCUCAUACAUUAUCUCCAACUUUACCUCAGUACCAUCCAUAUCAACUGUUGGAACUCAUGGAUCUUGGUAAAGUACGCCGAGCAAAAGCCAUUCUGUCCCACUUAGUGAAGUGCAUUGCUGGAGAAGUUGUUGCUAUAAAUGAGUCUGAGCCUAAUCAUGACAAGAGGCUCAGAUCUCUGACAAUCAGUGCUAGUGGAAGUACUGCAAGAGAUCCCAAAAUAUUCAGCAAAACAGAGACUACAGACUAUAUUGAAAUAGACUCUGUUCCACCAUUGCCUCUGUAUGCUCUUCUUGCUGCGGAUGAUGAUUCAUCUUAUUCCUGUUCAGAGAAGUCCAAUAAUCAGAACAGUCAAAAUAAAAAGGAUAUGCCCAAUGAUAGUUACGAAAAUCUCUUCCAAAAUACUGUUAUAAGUACAGAUGACCUUGUAACAUUUGAGGCGGAUGAAGACAGUUCAAAAGUCAUUGAUCUUUCUCAAUACAGCCCAACUUACUUUGGACCAGAACAUGCUCAAGUUCUUUCUCGUCACUUGCUUCAUUCAAGCUUGCCAGGUCUGACUAGGAUGGAGCAAAUGUCAUUGAUGGCCUUGGCAGAUACAAUUGCUACUACCAGUACUGACAUUGGAGAAAGCAGAGACAGAAGUCAGGGUGGAGAAACGCUUGAUGAGUGUGGUUUAAAAUUUUUAUUGGCUGUCCGGCGUCACACCUUUCUGACAACUGCACUUCCUCCUGUGCAUCGAGCCCAGCUGCUUCACCAAGGCUUAUCUACUAGUCACUUUGCCUGGGCAUUCCAUUCUGUAGCAGAGGAAGAGCUCCUGAGUAUGCUCCCUGCCGUGCAGAAGGGAGAUCCAACAUGGUCCGAGCUCAGAGCUAUGGGUGUAGGAUGGUGGGUCCGAAACAUCCAUAGCCUGCGGAAAUGCAUAGAAAAGGUGGCUAAAGCAGCUUUCCAGAGAAACAGCAAUCCACUUGAUGCUGCCAUUUUUUACCUUGCAAUGAAGAAGAAAGCUGUUAUUUGGGGAUUAUACAGGUCCCAAAAAGAUACUAAAAUGACACAGUUUUUUGGAAACAACUUUACUGAGGACAGAUGGCGUAAAGCAGCCUUAAAGAAUGCUUUUUCUUUGCUUGGCAAACAGCGAUUUGAGCAUUCUGCAGCAUUUUUCUUGUUGGCAGGACACUUAAAAGAUGCGGUGGAGGUCUGCCUUGAAAAACUGCAUGACAUUCAAUUGGCUCUUGUAAUAUCAAGACUGUAUGAAUCGGAGUUUGAAGUGUCUAGUACUUACAAAUCUAUACUACAGAAGAGAGUUUUGGGAAGUAUGUCUACUGGAAAACAGAACUUAGGAAACAUACACUGUGACCCUUUCCUGCGAAGUAUGGCAUACUGGAUUUUGGAAGAUUAUAGCAAGGCUCUUGACACUUUGAUUAAACAUUCUGUUGAAGAUGAAGGAGGUGAAGGGGAUGGCUCAUCAAGUUGCAACCCUGCAGUGUUUAACUUCUAUAACUACCUAAGAACACAUCCCCUCUUGCUGAGACGUCAUUUUGGCUCUUCUGAUACAUCUUCCACACACAUUUCCCUAACAGUAGAAAAUGGAUUAGCUGACAAAAUCAACCUAGGUGAAAGACGGCUAUUUUUCACCACUGCAUAUGCUCAUCUAAAAGCUGGUUGUCCCAUGUUGGCCUUGGAAGUGUUAUCAAAGAUGCCCAAAGUUGUCAAGAGGUCAAAGUUAUUCAGUAAAUCCCCUAGUUCAGUGGAUGCUAGUAAAGAUUUCUCACCAUUAUCUCCAGUUAAAGAGUUUGAAACAAAAGAUCAAGCUUCCAGUAUUGAUUGGUCACAGCCAGUAUUCAAUGGUCUAGGUUCAUCUUCAGAUUGUUCAUCAGGAAGACAUUCAAGUUCCACUCUUUCGUUUGAUUGGAGCCAGCCAAGUGCUCUAUUCCAAGAUGAACAAUUGCAACUACAGUCAGACAGUGAUGAAAAUGAUGAAAGUGAAGAUUCUUCCCUGGUAAUGAAAGAGCUAAAACCUCUGAAGAAAACUGAAAAAUUACACGAAACAAGUUCUAGCUACACAGAAUCUUUUAGUGUAGUUGAUGACAAAGAUAUUCUAAGUCCAUCAGAAGAUACAAUUUCAGUACAGCUGAAGUUUAGAGCAUGCCUGAAAAUCCUUACUGUGGAGCUUCGUACACUGUCCACUGGCUAUGAAGUCGAUGGUGGAAAGUUGCGGUAUCAGCUUUACCAGUGGCUUGAGAGAGAAGUGGUAGCUCUUCAGAAGACCUGUGAUUAUGGUGUUGAAGUAGAAGAGAUACGGCCAGAGGAAGGUACAUUACAUGAAAACCCUGAAGGCUUAGCUGACCAGGAAAAAACUAUGCUACAGAAAGAAGACUUUCAAAAAAGACGUCAAUGGCUUCUGAAGUACCAGUCUCUCCUCAGAAUGUUCCUUAGUUACUGUAUACUUCAUGGCUCACACGGUGGAGGCUUGGCAUCUGUCAGAAUGGAAUUAAUUCUCCUCUUGCAGGAAUCUCAGCAGGAGCAGUCAGUACAGAUACCUUCCAGCCCUCCACCAGAGCAAAGCUCCAUACCUCUCCUAUUUGCUUGCACAGCUAGUGCUAAAACAGUGGUUGCUAAUCCAUUGCUACAUCUUGGCAAUUUAACUCAUGAUAUAUUACAUGCUAUAAUAAACCUUGAUUCACCACCUCAUCCAGAUACUCAGAACAGCAAGAUAUGUGUAAUGCAUACCUUAGCAGCGUCACUCUCUGCUUGCAUCUACCAGUGUCUCUGUGAUGGCCACAGCUACAGCUCAUUUCAAGCAAAUCAGUUCACUGGAACAGUGUACCAGACGGUCCUGUUAACUCAGUGUCAUUCUUUAAAAACAGCAAGCUUAGAAGAAACAGUGACUCCCAACACAUCACCUGCUCAGUGGCCAGGAAUGACAGCUCUCAUACGUCUCUUGAAUUCUGCUGGUGAGGAAGCCCAGCCAGGUCUCACAGUUCUACUUUGUGAAAUUCUAACUGCGGUCUAUCUCAGCCUCUUCAUCCAUGGCCUUGCAACACAUUCCAGCAAUGAGUUGUAUAGAAUUAUGGCUCAUCCACUUAACAACAAAAUGUGGUCUGCUGUCUUUGGAGGAGGAGCUCAUACGCCCAGCAGAGAACAGCAGCAAUUAAAGACAAAAACUGAUGAUGGAGAGAAACAGCAAAAACAUUACCGGCUUUCAUCAAAGACCUCUCCAAAAGAAAGUUCUCAGUUGCCUGCAUUGCCGUUGCUAGACCAACAAUCAUCAUCUUACAAAGAAAGAUUUAUCUCUCCUGAACUUAGCAUCUGGGAUUAUUUCAUUGCAAAGCCAUUUUUUCCAUCACAAAGUAGAGUGGAAUAUGAUUCAGAAGAGAGUCAGGAAAGUGAUGAAGAUGUUGAAGACAAUGAUGGAGAUAUAUUUGCAUCAAAUGCACAUAACCAAGAACAUUCUAAUUCAAAUUCUUACAGUUGGUCACUGAUGAGAUUGGCAAUGGUUCAGCUGGUACUUCACAAUUUGAAGAUUUUCUACCCUUUGGCUGGACAUGAUCUUUCAGAGCUUCCAGUUAGCUCCCCGAUAUGCCAUGCAGUUUUGAAAACUUUACAGCGCUGGGAGCAAGUUCUUCUCCGGCGUCUUGAGCUGUAUGGAGGUCCACCUCAACAUUAUAUUUCAGUUCAUGCUUCUGAAGAUGCCCUAGCUGCUGGUCCUGCGUUGCUCCGCCACAAAACUUUACUCGAGCCUGCAAACACUCCUUUCAGAUCUGGCAGUCAUGUUGCACUGUCUGUGAAGAGGCUCUGGCAGUACUUGGUCAAACAGGAAGAAGUCCAGGAAACUUUUAUCAGAAAUAUUUUUACAAAAAAGCGAUGCCUAAAUGAGUCACUAGAGGAGCACAAUGAAACCAUGAAAAAUUCUGUGGUGGAGGAACCUGUCAUCAAUAAGGUAGAAACAGAUCUGGGAUACCCUGGUGGCAAGGCAAGAAUAAUCCAUAAAGAGUCAGACAUCAUUACUGCUUUUGCAGUCAAUAAGGCAAAUCGGAACUGCAUUGCAAUAGCAUCAAGUCAUGAUAUUCAAGAAUUGGAUGUUUCUGCAAUUUUAGCUACGCAAAUUUACACCUGGGUCGAUGAUGAUAUGGAAAUAGAAAAUAAAGGGGCUGAUGAUUUCCUAGUUAUACACGCUCGUGAUGAUCUCGUAAAUGUUCAGGGAAGCACUCCUUAUACUCACAGUAAUCCUGGCACACCUAUCAAUAUGCCUUGGCUUGGUAGUACACAAACUGGCAGGGGUGCAUCUGUGGAAUAUUCCAAUAAAUUUAAUGGAAUCAGAAAGGAAUUGGCAAGAAAAGAGAUGCUCAAGAAAGCUAUUAAUAAUGUCAGAAGAAUGGCUUCUCAUCCAACACUGCCAUAUUACCUGACGGGUGCUCAGGAUGGAAGUGUAAGAAUGUUUGAAUGGGGUCAUGCGCAGCAGAUCACAUGUUUUCGAUCUGGUGGCAACUCCAGGGUAACUCGAAUGCGAUUCAAUUACCAAGGAAAUAAGUUUGGAAUUGUUGAUGCUGAUGGAUAUAUAAGUCUAUAUCAGACAAAUUGGAAAUGUUGUCCACUUACUGGAACUUCACCUAAGCCAUAUUUGACAUGGCAAUGUCAUAACAAAACCGCCAAUGACUUUGUUUUCAUCAGUUCGUCAUCUUUGAUAGCUACAGCAGGAUUUUCUUCUGACAACAGAAAUAUUUGUCUUUGGGAUACUCUGGUUUCUCCUACAAACAGCUUGGUGCAUGCUUUUAUCUGUCAUGAUAGUGGAGCAACUGUGCUAGCAUAUGCUCCGAAACACGAGCUGUUGAUAUCUGGAGGCAGAAAAGGCUUUACCUGUAUAAUUGAUCUUCGCCUAAAGCAGCAGCAGCAGUUACUCCAGAGUCAUGAUUCUCCAGUCAAAGCAAUUGCUGUUGAUCCUACAGAAGAGUAUUUUGUCACAGGAUCUGCUGAAGGCAACAUAAAGGUAUGGAGUCUGUCUGCAUUUAAUCUUCUUCACACCUUCAUCAAUGAGCAUGCUCGACAGUCUCUCUUCAGAAACAUUGGGACAGGAGUCAUGCAAAUUGAAACAGGACCAGCAAAUCACAUAUUCUCCUGUGGUGCUGAUGGAACAGUAAAGAUGAGAAUCUUGCCUGAUAGAUUCAGCCCUUUAAAGGAUGUGUUAAAAAAUGAUGUGAAGUUUAUGAUCUAAUGUUUUUCUCAGAACAGUGAAUAACAUUCCCCUUCUGCCAUCCUUGAAACUAUUUUUUCUGGAGCUAACCAACAAAGCAGAUGCACAAUGAUAGCUUGUGAUACAACGGUGUUUUGGUUUUUUUCCUUUCUCCCCUUCUGCCCCCAACCCCCUAUUUAUUAAUAUCCUGGAGCUUUUAGUCCCUGAUGCACUAAUGCCUUAAAGAUUAAAAGGUCCUUCAGAUUUUGAUCAUUGCCUAAAAUAUAAGCUAAAUAUGACUCCAAAUUACAUAGUUAUAAUUUAUAAAGAUGUUGCUGAAGUGGUUUACUCUUCCUUUUGAGGUAAUUACACUCUCACCUGGAGUGUACCAUUCUGGGCAUGACCUCUGCUUAUAUUCAACACCUUGCCACCUUGUAAAAGCAUGUCAGUCCUGAUGGAAACCUGCCACCUUGUAAAAGCAUGUCAGUCCUGAUGGAAACCUUAGGUAAUGUUUUUUCACUGUGGCAGCCAUAACUGUCUCUCUUCUCAAUUUGUUUAGUCAGCCAACAAUAAAAAUGUAUACCUAUGUGCAGAAGAGAAACAAAGUCUCCAGGAGUGAAUAUUCCUGUUCAUGCAGACAUUCAUAUAACGAGCCACUUUUUCUCUCCAUUCCUGAAAUCCAGGCUGUUUACCUCUCUUAACUUGCCUGAUCUCCUUCCUCUCAUCUAGAGUAUAAAAAACUGAAGGAUGUUCUGUAACUUGUCUUCUGUUCUAUAGCUUGAAUCACUGCCAUCAGGAUGGCAGGCUGACCUUUUAAAAAUAAUGUAUUUUUAACCCUGAACACUCCCUUUACAAAACUAAAAUGUAAAUAUGAAUGGAUAUCUUCCUAGUAAAAUAGUCAAGAUUAUGUAUGAAGCCUUAGACUUGAUCAAAAAGAUACAGGAAGAUACUGCUUUAGGUUACGGUGCUAGAAUUUCUUCAGAGAUUAUUUAUUUAGAUGUCUGUAGAGGGAAAAAAAGAAAAACCCAACCUAAUUUAUUUUUACUUUUUUUUCUGGUAAGACUUUUAUUUAGCCCAAAUAGUCCAUUCUUAGCACUUACAUUCUUUUAUGUCUGUUUUUUCUAAGUACUUUAAAAAAGAAAACUAGUUCAACUGCAAAGUACUUCUGCACUGUCAGUCUUUCUUUCUUGAUGUUUAUGUUUACAUCUGGUGUCAGAUGAAAGAAAAUAAACUGAGAAGUAUAGAUGUAGAGGGCUUUUUUUUUGCCAAAAUAUUUAACUGCAUAACUUAAAUGUUUGACCAAAUUAUUAAUGCACAAGGCCUUUACUUUUUUUUUUUUUUAAGUCAGCUAAACUGUUUCUGUUUAUUUUUGGUUUGUUUUUCCUUACUUGAGAGUUGACAAAGGUUUAAUUUGUAAAUUAGAUAUGAGGCUGGAUUACUUGAAUGCCAAUGGUGUACUUUUUUGCUAAAAGAUAUUUUGUGAAAUAAAGCACCAAGAUACUAACUGUAAAAGAAACCUGUCAAAUUAGGAACUAUGGGGAUAAAUAAAGCAUAGCAGAAAUGAAGGGCUUGUAUAGUGAACUAUGUAACAUUCUCAGGAUGCUUUUAUCUUAAGAAUAUAAAGUUGUUUAAAAAGAUUUUGUAAAAUGUAUUAAGGUCAUUUUAAAUGUAUGUUUCGCAAGUUGCAGUGCAAACACUAUGAAGGUUUUUAUGCACAUAACCUGAAUUUUCAAAUUGUGCAAUAACAGAAUGUGAAUGUUUUACCAUGAGGAAACAUGUGACAGCAUUUCAAACUGGUACAGCUGUUCAGUGAUUCAAUUGUAAUUGUUCUUCCUUAACACUUAGAGAUUGAAAUUGAACAUGAUUUCAAAACAGUUUAAGUACAGUGAUGGACCAGAAAAGUGACUAAAAGUGACACCACCUUACAAAAUAGACUUGCCCAAUGAGUAUGAGUUAUCUGCUCAGUGGCUGAAUUUCUAAUACUUUUUAUUCUUGUGGAAGAAGGAAAUCAGGGGGAUAAACUGUAGCACACUGCUUUAGAAUCAACUGAAACCAUGACUUUGUAGCUGCUUUAUAUAAAUGUGUCAGUUUUAUACACCCACUGAACUAACAAAGUUACAUGUGCACAAACCAUGACACAGUAUUAUAUAAUUAUGUCCUUGAUGUUUUGUCCUUAAAUAUUUAUAUCUUAUUAGCUUUAAUACUUCAAGCUCAAAUCUGUUGUACUGGCAAUCACAAGAAGUUGUCUUACCGUCUGCAAACUGAGCAGAUUUUAAAUGCAAUUUGCCAUGAUAUAAAAUGUUGUCAUUUUUCUGAGUAAAGCUGCACUUUGAGAAAUCUUGGCAAACUUAGGCUUAUACCAGAAAAUUACUGACCUUGACCAGGCAUUUUCAGUAAUGUUUAUAGUUACCAUAAGCUAUCCCUGAAACUAAAUUAUGUAAAAUCACAGUGUAUUUGCCACACCUUUAUAAUCUUUCCAAUAAAUCCUGCAGAAACUCAACCUUCUACAGUUCCAUGUUGCUGCUAUUUCAUUUACAGAUCAGUUGUUAACUUGCAUAUUGUUCUUUGAUGUUUAACUAUUGUAAGACAAAUUGUCCACUUUCUUGUAAUGAUGGAGUAAAAAUGAGUUAAAUUCUGUUGUAUGUGAAACUUCUAAAGGGACACUCUCAACUUUGAAUGUAGUCAUUGGAGAAGAACUGAACUCAGAAUCCUCUGGCUGUUGCCCUUAACUUCACUGACUUUUGUCCUCCAGCAAUUAAUACUUUUUCCCUGUUGCUAUGCAAGUUACUCAAACUUAAGGGUACUAGAGCCUACAGAGGUCCCAGUGCUUACAGUAGCCAUGUGCACAAAUUAAAUGUGAAAUUUACUUCUGGCAGUGUUUAAUCAAUAAUACUGUUUUGUCCAGACAAAAUAAUUUAGCUUGUAGUUGAUAAUGCCCCUUUUAAAUAUCAUAGAGUGGGAGCUGUGACUUAUGUUUGUAUUUGUAGCAGUACAUAAUACUGUCAGUGUGUCAUUCUUGUGUUGCUAACUGAUUCUGUUACCUUAGACACAUGAUCCAAGUUCUUCGUGAUUACUUCAGCAACUUGUGAAAGUUAAAACUCUGGCCAUCUAGGUACUUAAACUGGCUUGCUGGGUGACUUUACACCAGAAAAUUCUCAGCUGACAGCUGACAUUGCAGAUGUUCAUGGAGAAAGGUGGAAGAAAUGCAGAUUUUGUACUGCGCCAGGGUGGUGCAGGGUGAGGUCAUACAUGUUCUACUGCAUUUUAGGAACCUCAGAACCAGUUGCAGGAAAUAAACUAUGGCGAUAUCCUGCACUAGGUACCCCCUUCCUAUUAAGAGCACCCAGUGUUAGAUUAGAUGCAAUAGUUAUUAAAAAAGCAACAGUGAUUAAGGGGAAAUAAGCUUGGAGAUUAUAUAUUCUCCAAGGUAAUUUUCAAAUGUUUAUUUUUACUAAUAAUAGCAAAACCAUCGGUAAUGGUUCGGCAUAUUGAUCAAACUACUUUCUAUAAAAUAAAGAGAUUGAUUUACCAA
Messenger RNA from Taeniopygia guttata (zebra finch), 12739 nucleotides. It is a transcript of the gene DMXL1, whose product is annotated as Dmx like 1. Lineage: Eukaryota; Metazoa; Chordata; Aves; Passeriformes; Estrildidae. Gene Ontology annotation, molecular function: protein binding. Gene Ontology annotation, cellular component: RAVE complex. Gene Ontology annotation, biological process: vacuolar acidification. The record is from RefSeq and is a predicted model, not a curated record.